Zea mays is the source of this 801-nucleotide messenger RNA. Its product is annotated as lipid binding protein. The record is from RefSeq and is marked provisional. The transcript has 2 exons. Lineage: Eukaryota; Viridiplantae; Streptophyta; Magnoliopsida; Poales; Poaceae. The coding region runs from base 103 to 672 and encodes 189 amino acids.
AGUGAUCUCCCCAUCCCUUCCCCACAUGUCAAACAGAGCACAGACCACAGCCUCCUCCGGAAAGCAGGAAUCCCAAGAAGCAGCGACGGCGACGGCGACGCCAUGGCUCUACUAACGGCGCCACCCGCGGCGCUGGUCGUCCUCGCCGUGGCGGCGGCGCUGCUGGCCCUGCUGCCGCGAGGGAGCGCGCAGAUAUCAGCACCGCCGGCGGGCGCCCCCGCGCCGUCGUCGUCGCUGGACUGCGCGGGCGCGCUGCUGAACCUGACGCCGUGCCUGACGUACGUGGAGCGCCGCAGCGCGCUGACGCGCCCGGAGAAGGGCUGCUGCGGGGCGCUCGCGGCCGUCGUGGGCGGCGACGACGCCGCCUGCCUGUGCGCGCUCCUGGCCGGGAACGGCGUCCGCGUCGACACCGUGCGCGCGCUCGCGCUGCCCACCAUCUGCCGCGUGGACGCGCCUCCGCCCAGGCUCUGCGCCGCGCUCGGCAUGCCCGUCGCCGAGCCGCCGGGCGGAGCCGCCGCGGACGCGCCGAUGGACUCAGGGUCCGACGCGCCGUCGACCACACCGGCAACGGCGGCCGCGAACGGCGGUCCGGGGGCCUCGAGACGGCCGUACAUGGUGGCUGCUCUCUCGCGCGGCUGUCUCGUCGUCAUCCUCUCCACGCUGCUGCUGUAACUCUCGUAGGCGGCACGGCGCUCUCGGCACCACGCACCGUAGAGCUGCCGCGCAUCUGUACAGGUGUAAAUGUACACACGCGUUCCGCCGGUGAUGGAAUCAAUUCGGGCGUCCCGUCCAUGCCAUCAA